Messenger RNA from Phalacrocorax carbo (great cormorant), 791 nucleotides. The record is from RefSeq and is a predicted model, not a curated record. NCBI's taxonomy places the organism in Eukaryota, Metazoa, Chordata, Aves, Suliformes, Phalacrocoracidae.
GCUGUGUAGUCAAUGAAACUUACUAUGCACCUGGAACUGUCAUUCCAUCAGGCCCCUGUGAAGAAUGCACCUGCUCUGAAUCCUCUUUCUCAAGCCCUCACCAUGGUACCGUCAAGUGUGAGCCUGUUAUCUGUGACACGUACUGCCCAGCCGGUUAUAAGUAUACAAAGGAACCUGGACAAUGCUGCGGCACAUGCAAGGCAGUGGCUUGUAUAGUGACCAUGGGAGAUAUUACACAUGUGCUCCAAGUUGGAGAAUUCUGGAACCCACCUGAUCAUAACUGUACAGUUUAUACAUGUGAAAAUUAUGAUGACCAGUUCAUUCUAGUCAUCUUACAGAAAAAGUGUCCUCUCUUCAACCCUGAUGAAUGUAAUCCAGAUGACAUCAAGCUAUCUGACGAUGGCUGCUGUAAAGAGUGCCGAGUAAAACAGAAGAGUUGUAUGAAGCACAAUACUACUACUGUCAUCAAGUAUCAUGGAUGUGAAUCUCCUGCACCUAUUGAGAUGACAUACUGUGAAGGCAGCUGUGAUGCUUACUCACGAUAUUCUCCAGAGGCGAACACGAUGGAACAUAAAUGUUCGUGUUGUCAGGAAAUCAAAACCAGCCAAAGGAAGGUGACUCUGACAUGCAGUGACGGAACCUACCUUGAUCACUCAUACACCUAUGUGGAGAAAUGCAGUUGUGUGAGCACUGAGUGCAUUCCCCAAGUCAGCACCCAACAGGCAACAAACCAGCCAAAGACCUCUCAGGAACAAGUGAAGGUCUAAAAUUAGAACUAGAGAGAAGUCGUC